AUGAAAUAUGAACGUACAGGUCCGUUCAAAGUUGAAGAGGAAAUACUGAAGCAAAUUCAAGAGAUUGAUAAACAUCUUGUGAUAUUGGCGAUUACUGGGCUAUACAGGACUGGAAAAUCAUACCUCAUGAACCGGCUUGCAAACUCUUCGAACGGGUUUCCGCUUGGAAAGACUAUAGAGUCCAAAACAAAGGCAAUCUGGAUAUGGUGUAAGGAUCAUCCACUUAAAGACAACACUGUUCUUGUCCUUCUAGAUACAGAGGGUUUAGGAGACGUUUCGAAGCAUGGACACGAUAGUACAACAAUUAAAUAUAACAGACCAAGGGAAUGUAUUCGGAAAUAUUUUUGUAAACGCAAGUGCUUUGUUUUUGAUAGGCCAGGUGGAAGAAGAGUUCUGCAGCAGUUAGAAUGCAUUCCAUUGGAAGAAAUGUCCAACGAAUUUAUUGAAGAAACUAAUUUGUUUUUUAGAUUACAUGUACGCAUGCGAGAGCAAGUGUUUUCGACUCCUAUCGAGAUAUACGUUAACGCAAUACGAGACGGAGCCGUUCCUGAUGUCGAUGACGCAUUCAUGGCUGUUGCAAAUUUGGAAAACGAACGUAUGGCAGCCGUAGCUAUAAAAGAGUUUGCAGAAAAAAUAAAAAUGAUUGAACUACCAGUCCUGAAGACCAAUGAUUUCGAAAAUCUUUAUCAAGAAAUACAAAGGGGUGCACUUUCAAAACUGCGGCAUGAAUCAGUGUUCAACUCAGAAAAAUAUGAAAAACAUGCAGUUGCGGAUAUGAAUAGCAUGUGGGAAGAAAUGAAAAAGGAAAAUAGGAAAAUGGUCCGGCUUCACUGUGAACAGAUAAUACAAAAAAUCUUCUAUAGGAAUCAAAAUGAAAAGAAGUUAUUACAGCAAACCUGGCUGCUAUCAAUUAUACAGGCUAGAUAUAGAUAAGAUGACGACAAAUUACAAGAAUGAAGUCAAAGAUUGUGAUGAAUAUGAG
Ruditapes philippinarum (Manila clam) is the source of this 982-nucleotide messenger RNA. RefSeq names its product guanylate-binding protein 1-like. Gene Ontology annotation, molecular function: GTP binding; GTPase activity. The record is from RefSeq and is a predicted model, not a curated record. Bases 1 to 933 code for a protein of 310 amino acids. Lineage: Eukaryota; Metazoa; Mollusca; Bivalvia; Venerida; Veneridae. The transcript has 6 exons.